AUGAAUGUGUAUAUAGACCACGAAAAGGAACUUGUACUUGAUUGGGCUGAUAUGAAAGUAGUAGAAGAUGAUGAAGGGCAUUAUUCUGAGCAAGACCCGGAUGAUGAUAACGAUUCACAACUUUCUGAUGAUAUUCCAUAUGAGCAUGAAACAAAUUAUUACAUUCCUUCUCUUGACAAGACUAUUGGUGAUGAAUUCUUGCACCGGGUGUCAGGUAUUUGUAAGGAUACAAAUGAUGAGGUUGAAACCAACAAUGGGGAUGACAAACCAGUGUACCUUGUCCAUAAUGAGAACCAGAAAUGGGACAAAUGGUGCCAAUUCUAG
Molecule: messenger RNA, 324 nt
Organism: Lactuca virosa
Lineage: Eukaryota; Viridiplantae; Streptophyta; Magnoliopsida; Asterales; Asteraceae
Source: the annotation of a GenBank genome assembly